This is a messenger RNA of Haemonchus placei, 1137 nucleotides long. Lineage: Eukaryota; Metazoa; Nematoda; Chromadorea; Rhabditida; Trichostrongylidae. The record is from the annotation of a GenBank genome assembly.
CUCAUGAAGAUGACUGUGGCAUAUAAUCAUCGCAGAUCUGCACGUCGUGUUGAGGACGCAAAAAGAAAAGCAAGGCCAGAGUUGAAUCACUUUGGAUGGGAUACGCUUGGCCUUGCUCAGAAAUUUGUUCUACCUGAUUUUCAAGACAAUAUAAUGAGAGUGGAUGGUUCCAAGCUGUCUCUUAGCGAGUUCCGUGAAAAAUAUGAAACUCCUCGUAUUCCUAUCAUUCUGACUGGUUUGACUGAUAAAUGGCAGGCGCAUGAAAAAUGGACGGUUUCGAGAAUUGCUAGAAAAUAUCGUAACCAACGAUUCAAGUGCGGAGAAGAUGAUGACGGCUACUCAGUGAAGCUCAAAAUGAAAUAUUAUGCAGAUUAUAUGGUGCAUAAUGUGGACGACAGCCCGUUGUACAUAUUUGACAGUGGAUUCGGCGAUCGUCAUAAAACAAAAAAGCUUCUCGAUGAUUUUGUCGUUCCUCAUCUCUUCAGGGAUGACCUAUUUAGUUAUGCCGACCACAAGAAACGUCCUCCUAAUCGAUGGUUUGUGAUGGGCCCAGCUCGUUCCGGUACAUCUAUUCACAUUGAUCCGCUUGGCACUAGUGCCUGGAAUUCCUUGAUCAAGGGACACAAACGGUGGGUGCUAAUACCACCUGACACACCUCGAACGUUAGUUAAGCCGUACGAGUCGGAAAAAGGCAAACAUCCGGAUGAGGCCAUAACCUGGUUCUCGACGGUUUACAAACGUGUUCGUGCGUCAACAUGGCCUAAAGAAUAUCCUGUAAUUGAGGCACGCCAAGGUCCGGGCGACACAAUGUUUGUCCCGUCGGGUUGGUGGCAUGUGGUAAUAAACGAAGAUAACACCAUCGCAGUAACCCAAAAUUACUGUUCCGUAGUGAAUCUACCACAGGUCUGGCCAAGAACCGUGAAGGGCAGACCGAAACUUAGCAAGCACUGGUUCAAGAGGCUCAAUCAAGAACGUCCCGAGUUGAUCCCCAUCAUGGAGCAGUCAAUGCAUGGGCCACCUGUGAAUGAGUCAAGCAGCGAUUCGUCAUCUAGUAGUUCGAGCAGUGAUGAUGACACAAGUUCUGAUGAUAACACAACAACCACUGUUGAUUGUUCAGAAAGACCGAGAAAAAGGUGA